CCACAAUGAUCCGGAGCACCAAUAUGUCUCUGGCAAUAACUAUUUUCCUCAUGCUCUUUGCUCAUGUAACUGGGAACGAUGGCACACCCGAUCCUACCAAAUAUUGCUUACCGCAUGAAUACAGGUCCACUCAAGUUGGUGUUGAAGACAUCAUGAUGGGAGGGAAGCCUGUGGGGGGCAAGCAUCGUAUCUUCUCUGCUGUGGACUUUGUCCAUGAUAAGUUCUACACCAACAAAACACUAACGACUCUCGAUGCAAGUGGACAACCGAGAGUGGACGAAAGGCAAGAUAUCAUCGACAGAGCAAAUAAUGCUCAUUACGUGGUAACGAACGGAGAAUGUAAGAAAUACCCAGUCACUACAGUUCCAGAAAGAUGUUUGAAUGACAAAAUGAAGUACACAGGUACAUGGGAUAUCACAGCAUACGGGCAACUACCUGAUGACGGCCUACAAGCCGUGACAUUCACCGUGGACCUUGAACUGCCCGAUAUGGGUAUGACUGGACAACGAGUGGUGACCUUCGUUCAGGAACCAAAUCCAGAAUUUAAACCGGAUUCUUACCAUUUGCUCCGGGAAGAGAUAACUAUGGUGUCGAAGACAGGAUCGUCUGUGUUUAGCUCCUUCUUCAAUGGCUACGAACCAUUGGACGAACAUGGAACAUAUUUCAAUGCUCCCCAAGACUGCUCAGAAGACGAUCAGGUACUGAAUUCUAGUCCGUUUACGGAUGACUCGAGAAGACAAAGACGGGCAUCCGGGGAUUUCCCAGCAAGGCAGUUCUUACUGGAUCAGUUCAGAGGCUUGUAA
This is a messenger RNA of Lytechinus pictus (painted urchin), 803 nucleotides long. RefSeq lists its product as uncharacterized. The transcript has 6 exons. NCBI's taxonomy places the organism in Eukaryota, Metazoa, Echinodermata, Echinoidea, Temnopleuroida, Toxopneustidae. The record is from RefSeq and is a predicted model, not a curated record. Bases 6 to 803 code for a protein of 265 amino acids.